Messenger RNA from Peniophora sp. CBMAI 1063, 1212 nucleotides. NCBI's taxonomy places the organism in Eukaryota, Fungi, Basidiomycota, Agaricomycetes, Russulales, Peniophoraceae. The record is from the annotation of a GenBank genome assembly.
AUGUCCAGUGUCUCUUUCCAGGAUGUCUUUGGGAGUAUAUCCCCUCGGGUUCCGUCUCCUGGUGUUCCUGCUCGUAUACAUCUUCAUAAAGAUGUCGCCUCGUACUCGAUCGGCAGCUCUGAUAUCUGUGACAUCCAGAUUACAGGGCAUGAACUAGUUGAGGAGUAUCACUGCACCAUCCAGUAUGACUUCGAGACGGGAAUGGCGACGGUUAAGGAUCGAUCUGGUCAUGGCGGUACAUGGCUGAAUGGUACAAAGGUGUCGACAUACGCUGGACAGACCCAGACUCUCCGUGGUGAAGUACAGUUAUGGCUUGGAGCCCCGAUUCUUCCGGGGUCUUUCGGCUUUGUCUAUAAACCCACCAUAUUGCACUCGCCUGUUCUGGAGGAUCGAUAUGUGAUCCAAUGGGACAUGCCGUUGGGCGCCGGCGCCUCUGGAGUAGUAUGGAAGGCAAGGAAGCGGCUCAGCUAUGGCCCUAAUGCCGUACGGCGAGCUAUCAAAACCCUUCACUACGAAACCGGGGACGAGCAACGCCGUGCAGCAAUCAUCAACGAAGUUGAGAUAGCCAAGCAACUCAGUCAUCACCCUAACAUCUGUUCGUUCUUCGAAGUUCUUGAGGACCCAUCGAUUGGCCAAAUGUAUGUCGUGCUAGAACUUGUCGAGGGACUCAACCUCGAAGAAUACGUUCUACGCAAAUCCCGGCGGCGGCCCGGCAAGGGUCUCGGCACGUUACUCCUUUUACGGAGCGUACACUUCGCUGAUGACGGACACAGCUGUCUCCUGUGGCAGAACAUCUUACUCUCGCUCAAAACCGGUUCUGCCCCCACGGUCAAGGUUUCAGACUUCGGAUUGUCCAAGAGGUUCAAAGAAGAUGUGCUACAGACUGUAUGCGGCACGCUCGCGUAUGUCGCCCCGGAAGUUGCGCAUCGGCAUCAUUUCAAAGUGGGAUAUGAUGAGGGGGUGGACGGAUGGAGUAUUGGUGUCAUUGUCAUCUUCAUGUUGACUUCCUCGUCGCCGUUCAUCUGGCCCCGCACGUUUGUAACGGACCUUUGGAAGCAAUUGGACGAGAGACGGCUGAACAUGCAGCAACUGUACUCGGUGACUAGCGACAAGGAUUGUCUGGAUUUUGUCAACUCUCUGUUGGUCCCAGAACCAGCCGCACGCCUCAGCGUGACGGAGUCGCUGAAUCACGCGUGGCUGUCUCAGAUCUGA